AUGGAAAGACCCGAAUUUGACAGUUUCGACGUUGAAUGUGAGAGGGAAGCGAUCGGAUCGUCGGUCAAAUCAAUACGAGCAAUACUCGAGACACUUUACGCCAAGCCUGGUCUGGUGACUGCGUACGCAAAGUUCACCAAUGUCCCACCAGAUGUCGCCGAGAAGAAGUUCAGAAAGGGCUGCCGACAAUUGUACGACGCCGCAACCCGGCUUCUGAUUGUCACUGUACUAGGGCUGGCUCACCACACUGCUGCCGGGACAUUUGCCUGGUUCUUUACUAUAUCUUGCCAAACAGCUAGAAUAGAGCUUGUUGCUCCAACUGCAUCAGCAAGGGUAUAUGGAGCACAAGGCUACAAAGAGCCAGACGGCUCAUGGUCCCCAGAAGAAGUUCCUGCCGGUCGAAAUCCUAUUUGGCCGUCGGUAGUCCUCGAAGUAGGAUUGUCUGAAUCGAGAAGAAAACUCCGUGCGGACGCUGCCUGGUGGCUGACGAACUCUGCGGGCCAAGUUAAUGUGGUCAUCCUUAUCUUCAUCAAUCGCGCUGUAGCGGAGAUAGUAUUCGAAUCCUUGGUACUUCAGCAACCACCUACAUCCCUGGACCUCCGCAGCGGUCGACGACAAUGCCAGCUUGAAACCCGGCAGUCAAUCACGGUCACCCGGCCACCAGGCGGUGUCAAUCAACCCAUCACCACGUCGCCAGACACGUUGCCUUUCACGAUCACUUUCGAGGAACUCAUGUGCUGUUCGCCACUCCCACCCGAGGCAGACAUGGCGAUCCCGAUUGCGGCCCUAGAGGGGAUUGCGAGGAAUGUUUGGAAGGCUCAGGGACUUUGA
This is a messenger RNA of Penicillium oxalicum, 831 nucleotides long. RefSeq lists its product as uncharacterized. Lineage: Eukaryota; Fungi; Ascomycota; Eurotiomycetes; Eurotiales; Aspergillaceae. The record is from RefSeq and is a predicted model, not a curated record. The transcript has a single exon. Bases 1 to 831 code for a protein of 276 amino acids.